Morus notabilis is the source of this 1326-nucleotide messenger RNA. Its product is annotated as protein NDH-DEPENDENT CYCLIC ELECTRON FLOW 5. Bases 30 to 1199 code for a protein of 389 amino acids. NCBI's taxonomy places the organism in Eukaryota, Viridiplantae, Streptophyta, Magnoliopsida, Rosales, Moraceae. The transcript is spliced from 3 exons. The record is from RefSeq and is a predicted model, not a curated record. Gene Ontology annotation, molecular function: carbohydrate binding.
GGGGCAAAGCAAGAGUAUAGAGAUAGGCCAUGGCCAUGGCUUUGAAUCCACUUUUCAUACCAAAUCCUAUUUCUUUUUCCACAACCAAGACCAUAAUCACCAAUAACACAUUUCCCUCGUCCAAAAACUCCAUAUUUCACUGCAAAACCAAUGACUCCAAGAAAGAAGUAGUACUUCCAAGAGUGGCCUCAAUCCCAUAUCAACCCAUCAACGUGGACUACUUGCAGGAAGAGUUCAGUGGCCACGGCGUGACCUUCCAAGGCAUCGGGGACGGCUGCGUCGCGAAGAUGCGGUUGGAGAACGGGAGCACGGCCAUCCUGAUGCUGCCAAGUGGCUUGAUCACCUCCUACAAGGCUGCCAUGUGGCAUGGAGGCACGGACGAGAUGCUGCACUCAUUUGUCACUGAGGAGAUUGGUGGUGCUGUUGUUCAUGGAGGCGUUUCUUUGGCCUUGGAGUUUUCAUGUGGGGAUGGAGUUUCUUGGUCGCCAAGCAACUGGGUUCUUCAGACCAUCAAGGGAAAUUCUCAGGAUUCAAUUCAGGUAGAACUUAUCAGCACUGAUUCAGGAGAGAAAGUGGAAAUAAAAUACAUUGUGACUCUCAAAGAAGAUGAGUUAAGCUCAGAUCUCGUGAUCUCAAAUUCUAGAUCUACACCAGUCCAACUUACUGGAUGUGUUUUAAGCCAUCUAAGAGUGAGCUCACCAGAGGCGACCUAUGCAAUCGGAUUAGAACGAUCGAAUUUCUUUAGCCUACCUCCAUUCAUGUCGAACUUUGGUAUUGUUCCUCCGGACUUUGGCCAGGAAAACGAAUCUGGAUUUAGCCAACUGCUGAAUAAGAUGUCAUUCUGGCGUUCAAGAAAUGGAAACAAUGCUGAUGAAACAAAGAGCGAUGGAAACGAAUCUAAAGAAGAAAUGGAGGGUGAAGAAACUGACAACUACAAGAAUUUAAGAGAGGAAAUGAGUCGAAUAUACACUAUUGCACCCCGGAACAUGACACUCAUUGACAGGGGUAGAAGAAAUUCAGUGAUAGUGGGAAGAAAAGGAUUUGAUGAGUUAUACAUGUUGAGUCCUGGCUCUAGUCAUGAGAUUUAUGGCAAGUAUUCUUAUAUAUCAGUCGGCCAAUCAGCCAUGCUUAAACCGUUAAACGUGCGCACUGAAGAAGUGUUACGGGUUGGACAGGACUUGUACAAUCCAAAUCUCUAAGUUAUGCUUCAUUGAUCAUUUAACUUUGAGUAAGUUUUAUGCUUGUAAGCUUGUCAACAAAAGCAAGUUGAUUUUGAUGUAGAAACUGGAAAGUAAUUCAUCCGUAUAUUGUUAUUGGAUUAAUCAA